Helianthus annuus (common sunflower) is the source of this 1189-nucleotide messenger RNA. Its product is annotated as nudix hydrolase 12, mitochondrial. Bases 232 to 972 code for a protein of 246 amino acids. Gene Ontology annotation, cellular component: cytoplasm; nucleus. Gene Ontology annotation, molecular function: pyrophosphatase activity. The record is from RefSeq and is a predicted model, not a curated record. NCBI's taxonomy places the organism in Eukaryota, Viridiplantae, Streptophyta, Magnoliopsida, Asterales, Asteraceae. The transcript is spliced from 6 exons.
AACCAUCAACAUUGUCUCAUCACAAUGGAGGGAGUUCACUAGUUACAAAUCAUAUUACACCAACGGUUCCCCUAAAAACCCUCUCUAUUUCAUUCAUAUUCGCCACUUUUUCUAUCAUCCAUUUGAUUCGCACACACCCUUUGCCCAUUCAUUCAUGAAUGUGCCAAUUUGAUUUUGUAUCCUCCCGUUACGUUGUUGAGAGAUUUGUUCAACAAGGAUUCUUCGGUUAUCAUGACGUCAAUCGUAGCAAGAACUGGUCGUCAUCUUCAGCGUUACGACAAUAAUCUUCGCCUUGUGUCAGGGUGUAUUCCGUACAGACUGGACAAGACGAAAGAUGAGAACAGAAUAGAAGUGCUUAUGGUGUCUUCACCAAACCGUGAUGACAUGGUAUUCCCAAAGGGUGGAUGGGAGAGUGAUGAGACUGUUGAAGAAGCUGCAUGUCGUGAAGCUUUAGAGGAAGCUGGCGUAAGAGGAAUUCUUGAUGGAAAUGCUCUUGGAGUGUGGGAGUUUAGAAGUAAGAGUAAACAAGAAGCUUGUAGCGAGGAAGGGGGAUGCAAGGGAUACAUGUUCGCAUUACAAGUGACUGAAGAGCUUGAAACAUGGCCAGAAAAAAACAACCGCAACCGAAAAUGGGUGGUGAUUGAAGAAGCAUUUGUAUUAUGUCGGUAUGAAUGGAUGCGAAACGCUCUAAAAGAAUUCGUAAAAGUGAUAGAAAAGGGGGAAAACAAGAGGGAACAUAAAAUGUCAAUAAAUGUCAACAAAGAAGAUAAGCAAGUGACAAAAGAAGAUGAAGAUUGUCAACUAAUGCCAAACAUAUGCCAUGUUAAUGGGUCUAUGACAAUAAAUGUCAACAAAGAAGAUAAGGCAGUGACAAAAGAAGAUGAAGAUUGUCAACUAAUGUCAAACAUAUGCCAUGUUAAUGGAUCUAUGAGUACAUAUGGCAUAAUGGUUCCUGCUAGAAUUUUCCUUUAGUUUGCCCACAAACCGAUGCUUGAACAAAACUUUGUAUCGUUCUUGUUUAUAAACUGGUAAGGAAAUCCGCCUUUCAAGUUGUGUAUGUUAAUGGACUUUUUUAGAGAUGUAUAGCUCAUUAGUCACUAGAGAUUUGCAGGUUGAUCAUGUAUGGCAGAAUGCCAGAAUCUUCUUGUGUUUGAAGUUCUAAUCAAAGUUGUAGCAUGCAUGUGUGAAA